Messenger RNA from Hydractinia symbiolongicarpus, 3723 nucleotides. RefSeq lists its product as uncharacterized. The transcript is spliced from 6 exons. Lineage: Eukaryota; Metazoa; Cnidaria; Hydrozoa; Anthoathecata; Hydractiniidae. The record is from RefSeq and is a predicted model, not a curated record. Gene Ontology annotation, molecular function: calcium ion binding. Bases 3125 to 3583 code for a protein of 152 amino acids.
ACUCUUCUACGCAGAUGUCUUCCUGACUAUUAUGCGUAGUGUUUAUUCUUAGGCGCUUAGCAAUAUAGCACAGUAAAGACGUACGCAUAAUCUGCAAGAUAAUUUCUAUUGAGAAUAUGUAGUUGGUUUUACUAUACAUGUUGGUAAUCUUUUUAAUGGAAGAGAUAUAUUUCUUAAUUUUUGUUUUCAAAUGUUCGUUUGAAAUAAUAAAGUACACACACGUAACGAUUGAAGUAGAGGAUGGUUUAUAUGGCGGGAGGAGUUUUUUUAUCAUUGGUAUUUUAUCCUAAGUGUUAAUAACUAAAGGAUGUUUUACUUCAUUGCGCCUGUAUAUGAUUUACGCAGCGUUGCUAUUAAUAUAUAUUUUUCGCAACAACAAAAGAACUAUGUCCGUUAUAAUAAAAGGCUAAGGAGUUUGUCUGUGACUAAAAACACCGCAACAGGCCAAAGUUCAGUUUUCCAAAGGAGAUGAAUAGAACUGACUUCAUCUGUAGGGACUACCUGGGACCACAAUAAGACCAAUUAUCUGAAGCUGGAUCAGCCGAGUGGUUUCGGAACAUGCGGAUCGAUGAUGUCGUCAAAAAGCCUUAUUAUCUCUGUAACCGUUCGUCACAAGUAAAUGAUCAUAUACAUUUCCUUAAUUACUGCUUCAAGCUUUACACAAUGGAAACAACGGAUAAAGAAGUUUCUAAAAAAGGAAUUUUUGUAUCGCCGGUCAUUGCACACGUCAGCCAAAUUCAGACGUUCUUUUCCAUUGUUUUCUUCAAGUGGAUUUUGAAGAGCUUAAUGAUUAGUCUAAAUACAAAAUGAAUUGUAUUUUUUAUAUUCUUCUUAAAUACAACGUUGUCAGGUGUAAAAGUUAUCUUCGAAAUAUUCACGGCGAACAUAAAAAGACCAAAAAAGACUCACUCAAGAAAAUAAAACUUUUUACCAGAGAUGUAGAAAGGUUUAUUGUAGAAAACAGUUGUUACUGACUUGUUUGAGUUGUGGUAAUAUAUAAAUCAAGGAUCUUUUCUCGUUAUUUAUGUUUGAUAACAUAAGUUAAAAUAAAGCAUAUACCACAGCACAAACAUGACUAAAAUACCUAAUGUAAAUAUUUACUCUUUUUUUCUCUUUUUUUUACUCAUAUGCAGCAUUAACUCCCUUUGAGCGUGUUUAUUUCCCUCUUAAUUAAUCAGGUAUAUAUUAAUAAAAACCUUGUUAUGUCAUAAACGAUGUAAAACGUGAUUACACCCAGUCUAUGGACGUCAAGUUUAUUGACUUUAAUCACUCACAAGGAUGUCUAAUGGCGUCAGAAGCCCAAAAGUCCUGCACAGCCCCAAAACGCCAAGUACGAAUAGGGUUAACAAAGUCUAUAAAAGUCACCUCUAAGGCUUUUCUGUUAUAUACGAACUUUUGAUGUCAAAACAAUAUUGACAAAAUUAAGAAAUUUAAUCACUCAGUGAUUUAUAUAUUUACAUUAUUUUCAGCAUAAUUUAUUCGGUGAACCACCAAAAUCUUUAAAAUUAUCUGAUUUUCAUCACCAGCUAUCGUAACGACCUUUAAUACAACAGAAUCGAAACUGUCGUGUCUCCUUCAUUUUUUUUUUAUUCCAGGUUGAAGAAACUUCUGGCACAAUAUCUAUACUGAAUCUGGGUACUUAAAAAGUCAAAUUUGACAAAGUUCUUGCUUUUUUCGUAUAAAAUGUAUAAAAGGAAUUAGAUAUAAGUUAUUCUCAAUGCAUCUUGAUUCUUUUUUUUGGGCUUGUUUAAAUUUUGCGUCACCAAUUCUCCUAACUACGAGCAAUGCCAAUCCAUAUGAAGCUCGAUCCCAGCGCCUUUUACCAGAACUAUCAGAAAACGCAGUGUCGUUGAGAAGCAAAUAGUCCUGGGGACGAGGCUGAAUCCUUAUCGUUCCGGCGUCAGAAACACUAAGCCAAUCAGAAUGUCUAAACAACAAUUGCCCGCUUACAUAAUCCAGACAGUCAGCAACAAAUUAUAUCACUAUACUGUAUGGCAAUACAAUGGCUUGAGCUUUCAUGUUGACUGCGUUAUGGAUGUUAAUCUAUUAGCUGCAAACUAGUAGAUUGGAAAAAUCCAGUUAAAUUAUAGAAAACAAUGGUUACAGAAAUAAAGUCUUGAUAUUUGAAAUAUAUCAAAUGCUGAUUAAAAUAGUUUAUAGGAUCAUGUGAAUUUGAUCAGCGAUUAGGAAUAUAUCAUAAUUUGAAUUUCUUAGAAUUUCUUAGAAAGUCGUUGCCUCUAUUGUGUAGAGCUUAAGACGCUGGUCAGUAUAUGUACUUUUGACGAGUAAUUGAAGAGGUAUUGAGGUUUUAACGUUUUUGAUUAUAUCAACCCUUCGGUUCCAAAUCGGGUGGGUUGACCCAGCUUUAGAAAAUUGGUCCCGUUUUAGUCCAACGUGGUCUCUAGUUACCCAACGAGAAUCGCAAAAACAUUUGAUUUCUUCAGGAUACUCGCCAGAAAGUAGCUUUAAUACAAGAUGAGUCGUUUUAAUUACAAAACGAAUUAGCUUCUUUAUUACUAAAACGAGCCGAAAAUUUAUUACAAAACACGUCAGUUUUUUAUUACAAGCCUGUUUAAUUACAAAACGCGGCAGGUAUUUUAAAACAAACCGUUUAUUACUAAGAACGGCACAAAACUAGUUCUCAAAUAAUAAGUGUGCGAAAGAAACGAAAUUUAGAAGCAUGACAUUAUUGAUAAUUUGCCUGAAAAUUAAAAUGUUAACUCCUGUCAAUGCUUCACUGGCGGUCAAAGAUAUUUCGCUGAAAUUCAAAGAAAUAAACAAACAAUGUUUUACUGAAAAAUAUUCCAUUUACUAAAGAAAACGACCAUUAAAGCGUUAAUAGAAGAUUUUGAAUAGUGCAGUCAUUAAAUUUUAACUAUAGCUAUAGAUAUUUGCUGCGCAACAAAAUUUAACUGAUAGUAAAAAUAUAAUGAACCAAUAAAUUGUUAAUCAGAUAAAGGUCGAAUCAAUUUUUUGCAGAAAUAUAAAAAAACCUGAGCGCAAAGAUUUUGCUGUAUUUUUUUAUAGUUUGGCUACAUUAUUUAAAAAAUUCUAAGAUUUUUUAUUAAAAAUAAUCUACUGUUAAUUUUUCACUGAUAGAGCGAUUGUACAAGAUUCUUCAAAAAUGCCCUCCCAUAAAUUUACAGACAAGGAAUUAAGAGAUUUGCGACGUGCUUUUGAAGAGGCUGAUGAAGAUGGCUCCGGCAACAUUGAUAAGAAGGAAAUGAAACGAAUGUUAAAAAAGAUGGGAAAUUAUCCUGGCGAUAAAGAGUUCGAAGUAUUGUUUAAAGAAACGGACACUGAUGGUUCCGGGGAAAUUGACUAUGACGAGUUUAUUGCAAUGAUAAAAAAAUUGAUGUCUCCACCAAGUGAUGACGAAUUGAUGCAAAAGUUUAAGAAACUUGAUCAAGGCAACAAAGGUUAUCUUGUUUUUAAAGACAUCAAAUCUGGUUUCCAAGCCAUGAAUUAUCCAAUAUCUGAUCAAGCAAUUCGCGAUAUGAUUGUUGUUGCAAGUAGUGAUGGAGAUGACCAAAUUAGUUUUGAAGAAUUUGCUGCUAUCGCUAAACGACCGCGUAAGCUAUAGACACGUUUAAUAGUUAUUUCUUUAUAACGGUAAUAUUUAUUACUUAUUUCUUAUAAGUAUUCACUUUUUUUGUAUUUCUUUCUUCACUUGUACAUAUGAUUUGUUUUGGUUUUUUGUCAAAAAAAUAUAUAAGGAGAGUA